Messenger RNA from Durusdinium trenchii, 613 nucleotides. NCBI's taxonomy places the organism in Eukaryota, Dinophyceae, Suessiales, Symbiodiniaceae. The record is from the annotation of a GenBank genome assembly.
CCUCACAGAAUGCAACUAGACGAGCCAGUUUCGUAUGCUGCUGAUGUAGUCCGCAGCGUCUCCAUGGGAGCUUUUUUGGAGAGGGCGACUCAUGGCGUUGACGAUGGUGAUGCCGCGCUCGCUGCAGUGAAGGUGGCCAAUGCUGUUGCACACAAGCAGGCGGCCUAUGACAUGGAAUUGGCGAAGCAUGCCACACAUGCCGCGCUGGAAAUGGAGAACACCCGAAGGUUGGUGGAGCGUUACAUCCUUGGCUCAGAAGUCCUGACCAUCAGCGAUCUGGAGCCGACAGCGGGUCAGGUUGAGGGUGGAGGGCCGCCAAACUACUCGGCCUUUCCUUAUCCGCUGGAAUCAGAGGGAUGGCCCACGAACUAUCCUGUCCCAGAGCCACCGACUCUUGACAAGAUCUACCUCUUGCCGGAGAAGGCCAAUCUUGCAUUUUGCCCGACCUUGAUUGUGGCACCUACACUACCUGAGCGCCCGCGUGUGUCCUGUGUAAACUUUUUGUGAAGCGGGGUCACAAGUGGCUCAUGGAGGAUCAGUGGAUGCUUAACAGCCUGAGACGUUUGCUCUCCCUGUGGCCAGCGAGGGUCUUGCGCUCAAUAUGGUGUACCAG